CAGUAGCUCAUUUAAACCUACACCAUAUUAACCAUCACCCAGCCACAGAGACUUGUACAUCUUUAAGUGUGGUGAGGUUUGUAUGUUGGUAGUGUCUCAGAAUGCACAGGAGCAUGCUUUCAUCGUGUGUGUUAGUGACCAUCCAGGGACUGAUGCUGGUGACUUCAGCGCGUGGCCAACAAAUGACAGAGGAGCCGUGCUCUGUCCAGAUCCUUGUCCCCGGAUUGAAAGGAGAGGCAGGAGAGAAGGGAGAGAAAGGAGCCCCAGGGAGGCCAGGAAGAGUGGGUCCCCCUGGAGAGACCGGUGCUCCAGGAAUCAAAGGACAGAAGGGCCUCAUGGGUCGAUAUGGGAAGAUGGGUCCUCCUGGAUACAAGGGUGAGAAGGGAGACAUGGGAGAUCCAGGUCCAAAAGGUCCUGAUGGAGACUCCGGACUCCCCUGUGAGUGUGCACCAUUACGGAAGAUGAUUGGUGAAAUGGACAAUCAAGUGGCGCAAUUAACCAAUGAGUUGAAGUUCAUCAAAAAUGCCCUGCCCUCCCCUGCAGCUGUCGCUGGCAUCAAAGAGGUAGACGGUAAGGUCUACCUUCUGGUCAAGGAGGCCAAGCGUUACCUAGAUGCUGAGGCCUACUGUCAGGGGAGGGGCGGACAUCUGGCCAUGCCCAAGGACGAACGGGCCAACGUGGCCGUCGCAGCGUACAUCACGGAAGCGGGCCUCGGCAGGGCGUUUAUCGGCCUCAAUGACUUGGAGCGCGAGGGCCAUUUCGUGUACGUGGAGCGGUCUCCCAUGAGCACUUUCAGCAAGUGGCGGGAAGGCGAGCCAAACAAUGCCUACGAGGACGAGGACUGUGUGGAGAUGGUGGCUGCAGGGGAGUGGAUAGAUGUGGCCUGUCACCUCACUAUGUACUUUGUGUGUGAAUUUGACAAAGACAAUGUCAUGCAGUAGGAAAGGUAGGUGAACAGAUGGGUGGACACUUCUCUUUUUCUCUUUGUUGUUUUUACUGCCUUUUCAUUGAUUGCUCCUCACAGAAGCCUACAGAUCCCCAGAGAAAUCACUGAGUGUAGAGUAUCAAUAGAUGUUAGUCAAUCAAGUUUGAAUGUCAAUGGAUGAAAUGUUUAAGAGAAAAUGCAUCAUUAAUGAGAGUUAUAAUAUUGCCAUAUUCAUUUAUGUCACAGCUGUGUACUGUAGUUAUUAUGAGAGUUGCUGAAAAGCUAAGUGGAUUAUUUGCUUUGAUGUCAUUGGUAUGAAUAAGAAACUAAAAUAUUCAAAUAUAUUUUAAAACAAGGUUGUUAUUUAGUAUUUGGUAAACAUGAAAGAUGUAAUUAUUUUGCUAUCAUUUGUAUCUAAUAACUUUUUAAAUAUUAUUUUUUUAUCUUCAUCACUUCCACCAAAACAUGUUCAACUGUAAAUCCCCCACCUUGGAAUAUUGACCCACUACAGACUAAUUAUAUAAUUUAAGAUUAUGUGUAAAACUGUUGUUGAUGACAUCAUUUU
Messenger RNA from Alosa alosa (allis shad), 1490 nucleotides. It is a transcript of the gene colec11, whose product is annotated as collectin sub-family member 11. The coding region runs from base 102 to 941 and encodes 279 amino acids. The transcript has 7 exons. The record is from RefSeq and is a predicted model, not a curated record. Lineage: Eukaryota; Metazoa; Chordata; Actinopteri; Clupeiformes; Clupeidae.